UGCCUUGAGGCACCGGUGAGGCCCCUCCUCCUGGGAAUGGCUUCAGUGGGGGAUUUCGGGUCUGGAGGCCCAGACCCCAUCUGCAGCCUCAGCCUGCCUCCCUGGCGGGCUGUGUUUUCCCGGCUCCUGAGUUUGGAAACCAGCCUUAGGAGAGGAGUGAUGUGUCUAGCACUUCCUCCACAACCCCGAGGCUGGGGGAGCCCAGUGUCUCCUGGCCUGUGGCCCUGCCCUGCUGCCUUCUCCCACGAGUCCCACCAUUUUGGCCAAACCCCCGUUGUACAGAUGGACAACCUGAGGCAAGGUGUUUCUGGCACCACCCCGUAAUUUAGGGACAGAGGCCAGACUGUCACCAGACUAUCCCCAUGUUGGACCUGGUCAUUUUCCCUGGGCCACCCUCUGGUGAUCAGUGCUGUGGGUCCCUGAGGAGGGGGCAUUUGGAGAGUCUUGGGGGACAGAACCCCUGUCUAGCUCCCAGAGCAGCACCAGGUGCUAAAGCCGGCGGGGCCAGCCUGUCAGCCGUAAGGCACUUUAGCGUUGUCCACCAAGCCCCUUCUGGCGUCUAGGUGGGGAACAGGUCUAGAGAGAGGCUGAAAGCUGCCCAGGUCCCCAGCACGGGAGCCACAUGGCGGAUUCCAGCCCUUUCCCAGAGACCCUUGCUCCUGGGUGCUCGGAUAUGACCUGCCUGCUCAGUGCUUAGGCCGUUUCAGUCCAGGCUGAAGGAAAGGGUCACAGGGCUCCCCACAGAGGGAAGGCAGCCACAGAUCCACGCUGCAGGGCACUGAGGCGUUCGGAAGGCAGUGGGACUGGGAGAGGGUGUUGCAGCUUUUUCUCCCGUGCCCUCCCACUGGUACCCCUGGAAGAGCAGGACCAGGCCCUGCAGCCUGUGCUGCCUUCCAGGCCCAGCCUUCGUCCCUGGAGCCCACCUGCCUGUCAGCUCCAGCAGCUGUCUUCUGCUCACCCCUGCUGGGUCCAGCCGGGCCGGCUGGUGGGAAGCCAGUGGGCUCAGCCCCAGGCACGAAGGAGCCUCAGCCCAGCUUCAAGUAGACACUUCCCAGUCAUGUAGGUGCUUCUGGAUGUUCAGUGGGCCUUCAGCUCCUGGGGGAGGGAGGCUGGGCUGCCACCGUGGUGUGCUAUCUAUGCGAGUGGACGUGUCGGAAAUGUAGAGGACAUUGCUGAGCUUUCCCUGGUCCCUUUGCCACUAGAGCUUGUUCACAGGGCUCUGUUGCUACUCAGUGCCUUGACUUUGAACACUGGACUCAAGUGAAACGAGCUCUUGCCUCCUCCAGGCUGGGCCACUCUGGGGGAUGCCUUUUCCUCCCCUCAUUGUUUUCAAAGUGCAGUCUGAAGACCCCCUACAGGACCUGGGGCUUGUGAAUGACAGUCAGCCUCUGGGCAGGGAACGCGAAAGACUUCAUUUGUAGUGGUCUCCUGGUGAUUCUUGGGGACCCUGAAGCUGAGAGCCCCCAGUCUGGAUGCAGGUGAUGGUUUGGUUAUCACCCUCAGCCAGUAUGGUGUCUUGAUGCAGAGGUGGGGGUAAAGGCUGGGGCUCUGCAGCUCAGAGAUAUCAGCCCCCAAGGGUCCUGAAGUCUAGGGGAGGGGAGAGUCAGCCUGUUUUCCUUGUAUGUGUAGAUCUGACUGAGAAACCGAGGGGGUAAAGAAGAUUUCUAAACAACUGUGACCCUGUUUCAAGCCUCCUGAGGACAUUUGCCAUUGUGUGGAAUCUCGGGAUGGGGAGGGUGGGUGUCCAGCCUGCCAUGACCAUGGGCCCUCCUGCCUCAUGACCUCGCAGCCUGGGCUUCUGGAACAGGUCUGGGUCUCUCCUGUCCACUGGCCCAGAGCCAGUGCCAUGGCCCCUGGUCCAGGUUGCUUGUGAAAGGCGGUGACCUAGCUCCUUUGAUAAGGGGCAGCUCUUUAUCCCUGGUUUGUUGGGGUUUGUUGAUUCAGUGACUGGGCUCCCACAGAAGCCGGGGAUUUCGUGGCCACACGGGGCAGGUACAGCUGACAGAUCAGCUUCCCUUUCCUGCUCCACCACGGAUGACUGCGAAUCAGAGGCCCCCUGCGCUGCCCAAGUUAGUGCCUGGGCAAAUUGUGGCUACUAAUUUGCCCCCUGAAGAUCAAGAUGGCUCUGGGGAUGACUCUGACAACUUCUCCGGCUCAGGUGCAGGUGCUUUGCAAGAUAUCACCUUGUCACAGCAGACCCCCUCCACUUGGAAGGACACGCGGCUCCUGACGGCUAUUCCCACGUCUCCAGAACCCACCGGCCUGGAGGCUACAGCUGCCUCCACCUCCACCCUGCCGGCUGGAGAGGGGCCCAAGGAGGGAGAGGCUGUAGUCCUGCUAGAAGUGGAGCCUGGCCUCACCGCCCGGGAGCAGGAGGCCACCCCCCGACCCAGGGAGACCACACAGCUCCCGACCACUCAUCAGGCCUCAACGACCACAGCCACCACGGCCCAGGAGCCCGCCACCUCCCACCCCCACAGGGACAUGCAGCCUGGCCACCAUGAGACCUCAACCCCUGCAGGACCCAGCCAAGCUGACCUUCACACUCCCCACACAGAGGAUGGAGGUCCUUCUGCCACCGAGAGGGCUGCUGAGGAUGGAGCCUCCAGUCAGCUCCCAGCAGCAGAGGGCUCUGGGGAACAGGACUUCACCUUUGAAACCUCGGGGGAGAACACGGCUGUAGUGGCCGUGGAGCCUGACCACCGGAACCAGUCCCCAGUGGAUCAGGGGGCCACAGGGGCCUCACAGGGCCUCCUGGACAGGAAAGAGGUGCUGGGAGGGGUCAUUGCCGGAGGCCUCGUGGGGCUCAUCUUUGCUGUGUGCCUGGUGGGUUUCAUGCUGUACCGCAUGAAGAAGAAGGACGAAGGCAGCUACUCCUUGGAGGAGCCGAAACAAGCCAACGGCGGGGCCUACCAGAAGCCCACCAAACAGGAGGAAUUCUACGCCUGACGCGGGAGCCAUGCGCCCCCUCCGCCCUGCCACUCACUAGGCCCCCACUUGCCUCUUCCUUGAAGAACUGCAGGCCCUGGCCUCCCCUGCCACCAGGCCACCUCCCCAGCAUUCCAGCCCCUCUGGUCGCUCCUGCCCACGGAGUCCUGGGGUGUGCUGGGAGCUCCACUCUGCUUCUCUGACUUCUUCCUGGAGACUUAGGGCACCAGGCGUUUCUCGCAUAGGACCUUUCCACCACAGCCAGCACCUGGCAUCGCACCAUUCUGACUCAGUUUCUCCAAACUGAAGCAGCCUCUCCCCAGGCCCAGCUCUGGAGGGGAGGGGGAUCCGACUGCUUUGGACCUAAAUGGCCUCAUGUGGCUGGAAGAUCCUGCGGGUGGGGCUUGGGGCUCACACACCUAUAGCACUUACUGGUAGGACCAAGCAUCUUGGGGGGGUGGCCGCUGAGUGGCAGGGGACAGGAGUCCACUUUGUUUCGUGGGGAGGUCUAAUCUAGAUAUCGACUUGUUUUUGCACAUGUUUCCUCUAGUUCUUUGUUCAUAGCCCAGUAGACCUUGUUACUUCUGAGGUAAGUUAAGUAAGUUGAUUCGGUAUCCCCCCAUCUUGCUUCCCUAAUCUAUGGUCGGGAGACAGCAUCAGGGUUAAGAAGACUUUUUUUUUUUUUUUUAAACUAGGAGAACCAAAUCUGGAAGCCAAAAUGUAGGCUUAGUUUGUGUGUUGUCUCUUGAGUUUGUCGCUCAUGUGUGCAACAGGGUAUGGACUAUCUGUCUGGUGGCCCCGUUUCUGGUGGUCUGUUGGCAGGCUGGCCAGUCCAGGCUGCCGUGGGGCCGCCGCCUCUUUCAAGCAGUUGUGCCUGUGUCCAUGAGCUCAGGGCCAUGCUGAGGCCUGGGCCGCUGCCACAUUGGAGAAGCCCGUGUGAGAAGUGAAUGCUGGGACUCAGCCUUCAGACAGAGAGGACUGUAGGGAGGGCGGCAGGGGCCUGGAGAUCCUCCUGCAGACCACGCCCGUCCUGCCUGUGGCGCCGUCUCCAGGGGCUGCUUCCUCCUGGAAAUUGACAAGGGGUGUCUUGGGCAGAGCUGGCUCUGAGCGCCUCCAUCCAAGGCCAGGUUCUCCGUUAGCUCCUGUGGCCCCACCCUGGGCCCUGGGCUGGAAUCAGGAAUAUUUUCCAAAGAGUGAUAGUCUUUUGCUUUUGGCAAAACUCUACUUAAUCCAAUGGGUUUUUCCCUGUACAGUAGAUUUUCCAAAUGUAAUAAACUUUAAUAUAAAGUAGUCCUGUGAAUGCCACUGCCUUCGCUUCUUGCCUCUGUGCUGUGUGUGACGUGACCGGACUUUUCUGCAAACACCAACAUGUUGGGAAACUUGGCUCGAAUCUCUGUGCCUUCGUCUUUCCCAUGGGGAGGGAUUCUGGUUCCAGGGUCCCUCUGUGUAUUUGCUUUUUUGUUUUGGCUGAAAUUCUCCUGGAGGUCGGUAGGUUCAGCCAAGGUUUUAUAAGGCUGAUGUCAAUUUCUGUGUUGCCAAGCUCCAAGCCCCAUCUUCUAAAUGGCAAAGGAAGGUGGAUGGCCCCAGCACAGCUUGACCUGAGGCUGUGGUCACAGCGGAGGUGUGGAGCCGAGGCCUACCCCGCAGACACCUUGGACAUCCUCCUCCCACCCUCUGGCAGAGGCCAGAGGCCCCCAGCCGAGGGCUCCUGCACUUACUUGCUUAUUUCACAACGUUUCAGCGACUCCGUUGGCCACUCCGAGAGGUGGGCCAGUCUGUGGAUCAGAGAUGCACCACCAAGCCAAGGGAACCUGUGUCCGGUAUUCGAUACUGCGACUUUCUGCCUGGAGUGUAUGACUGCAUGUGACUCGGGGGUGGGGAAAGGGGUCGGCUGACCAUGCUCAUCUGCUGGUCCGUGGGACGGUGCCCAAGCCAGAGGCUGGGUCCAUUUGUGUAACGACAAUAAACGGUACUUGUCAUUUCGGGCAA
This is a messenger RNA of Pan troglodytes (chimpanzee), 4917 nucleotides long. RefSeq names its product syndecan 1 (gene SDC1). The record is from RefSeq and is a predicted model, not a curated record. The transcript has 5 exons. Gene Ontology annotation, cellular component: membrane; cell surface. Lineage: Eukaryota; Metazoa; Chordata; Mammalia; Primates; Hominidae. The coding region runs from base 2035 to 2949 and encodes 304 amino acids. Gene Ontology annotation, biological process: cell migration.